AUGCAUCUCCAAUCUCUCGUCGCUACCUCGCUUGUCCUCUGCGUGUCAUCCGUCUCGGCGGCCCCCACGUCCAACUACAACUACAAUUAUGGGGGCGGUGGGAGCGCCAAUGCGGGAGGAAAUGCAAAUGUAAAUGUGGGCGGUGAGCUCAACGUUGGAGGUAGCGUGCACGCGGGAGCAAAUGCGGCGGCAGCAAUCUCGUGGGGGAUCAACGUCCUCGGCCAGUACCUUACACCAUGGCAUGAUGCUAAGCCCUCGCGUAUGGAGUGGCACUCGAGCUAUGGCCAGCAACCCCAGGGUGGAAGCUACAACAACGGAGGCAAUUACAACAACGGAGGAGGCUACAAUAACAACAAUGGAGGUGAAUCCUCCUCUGCGGGUGGCAGCGAGCAGACCUCUGUAGAGGGCCAAGCUGAGCAGACCUCUGUAGAGGGCCAAGCUGAGCAGACCCAAUCCUCCUACGAAGGUGCUGGGGGCAACUAUAACGGCAACCCGGUUGAGACCCCUGUAGAGGGUAACGCUGAGCAGACGCAGUACUACGGAGGAGCCGAAGGUCAAGCCAGUGAGACUUCUUCCGCAUACGCAGGAGGCGAAAGCCAGGCAGGCGAGACAAGUGCCGCGUACGAGGGACAAGCAGGCGAGACAUCAUCUGCCUAUGAAGGACAAGCAGGCGAGACAUCAUCUGCCUAUGAAGGACAAGCUGGCGAGCAAGCGACUUCGACUGCAGAGGGCGAGCACGCGACCUCAACACAAGCAUACCAGGGAUCCGAAUCCUCUACUGCAGAGGGCCAACAGGCAACCUCGAGCGCUGCCCACGAGGGCGCUGGAUCCUCCACCGUUGAGGGCCAAGGCCAGUACGCUUCAUCUACCGCAGAGGGUCAAGCCGAGACCUCAAGCGCAGCAUAUGAAGCUACAACAACGGCGCCUGCUGCCGGCGAACAUGCGACCUCGACCAUCGUCUCGGGUGCAGCAGAGUGCACCGCGACCUCUCCACCAACCAUGGAGCAGAUGUACGCCGCCAUGAGCUCCUGGGAUAGGAGCCAGAUGGAGCAGAUGAUGAACUAUGUGUCAUCCGCCAUGGCUGGUUACUAG
Serendipita indica DSM 11827 is the source of this 1092-nucleotide messenger RNA. The record is from the annotation of a GenBank genome assembly. NCBI's taxonomy places the organism in Eukaryota, Fungi, Basidiomycota, Agaricomycetes, Sebacinales, Serendipitaceae.